UUAAAAUGGCUAUUCCAUAAGCGUAUUGAUCCAUUUGUGAAACAACUGCAGCCAAAGAACAAUAGAAUGCAUAAACAGCAUUAUGAAGGUGGUAGUGCGGAUGCAAAAAAAAGUAGUAAGGGAAGUAAAAGGAAAGAAAGAGAUGAUGAUGAUAAGAAAGAAAGAGACGACAAUGAUAGAAAUGAAAGAGACGAUGAUGAUAGAAUUAUAUUAUACAAAAGAAGAAAGAAGGAUGGUAAUACUUCACUACUACCACCUAACAUUAGAGAUCUUGCUGCUACAUGGUUUAAUGUUACUAUA
This is a messenger RNA of Ambispora leptoticha, 300 nucleotides long. NCBI's taxonomy places the organism in Eukaryota, Fungi, Glomeromycota, Glomeromycetes, Archaeosporales, Ambisporaceae. The record is from the annotation of a GenBank genome assembly.